This is a messenger RNA of Symbiodinium sp. CCMP2456, 2649 nucleotides long. Lineage: Eukaryota; Dinophyceae; Suessiales; Symbiodiniaceae. The record is from the annotation of a GenBank genome assembly.
AUGGCGGGAAACUUCAAGGUUUGCGUGGUCGGUGGUGCGGGUGGCAUCGGCCAGCCUCUGAGCAUGCUGAUGGCCAUGGAUCCCAAUGUCUCCGAGCUCUGCGUGUACGACCUGACCCUGGCCAUGGUCCCGGCGGAGGGCGUCGCCGCCGACUUGUCGCACUUGAACAAGAAGUGCAAGGUGAAGGGCUACGCUUUCGACAAGGAUGACAAGGCCAUCGACAAGGCCGGCGAGUGCCUGAAGGGCUGCAACCUCGUCCUUGUCCCUGCCGGCGUGCCCCGAAAACCCGGUCAGGACCGAAAAGAUCUGCUCAACAUCAAUGCAGGGAUUGCCAAGAACAUCGUGGAGGCAUGUGCAAAGCACUGCCCAGAGGCAGUGGUUGGCCUCAUUGUGAACCCGGUGAACUCCGUCGUGCCAGCCAUGUGCGAGCUCUGGAAGAAGAAGGGCCUGAACCCGGCCAAGAUCGUGGGCGUCACAACCCUCGACGUCGUUCGUGCGGACAAGUUUGUGCAUGAGAUGACCGGUCUUCCCAUGGAUGACAUCGGCGUGCCUGUGAUCGGUGGCCAUGCUGGCACCACGAUUUUGCCCUUGUUCUCCCAGUGCCAGGUGGGCAAGACCAUUCCUUUGGACAAGAUUCCGGACCUCGACAAGAAGGUCCAGGAUGCCGGCACCGUCGUAGUGGCAGCCAAAAACGGCAAGGGCAGCGCCACCCUGUCCAUGGCCUACGCAGGAGCCCGCCUCGGCAAGGCAGUCCUUGCUGGCUUGAACGGUGAGGUCUCCAUAGAGUGCGCCUACGUUGAGUCGAAGGUGACCGAGCUGCCAUACUUUGCAUCCAAGGUAACCUUCGGCAAACAGGGAGUGGAGACCGUCCAUCCUAUCGGGGAGCUGAAUGAGUAUGAGCAAGGGCGCCUGGACGCCCUCAUGCCAAUCCUCAAGGAGGAGAUUGAAGCCGGCUUGGAGUAUGCAAAGGAGAACGAGUUCGCUGUGGGGACUCCGAACUACUGGGCUCCCGAGGUUGCCAAUGCCUCUGCGGGCGGCUACGACGAAAGGAUUGAUGUCUGGAGCCUGGGCGUCAUCCUGUUCGUUCUGGUGGAGGGAGUGCUUCCCUUCCCCAGCCGUAGCCGCUGCGAUAUUCCGAAGCUCAUCUUUCAGGAUGAUUGCAAGCUGAGCAACCUGGCCCGACAUCUCACGUGGAGCCUCCUGCAGGUCAAGCCAGAGGACCGGCUAUCGCUGGACGAUUGCCUCAUACACCCAUGGGCAAUGAACUCCUCUGGACUUGUCGAACAAGUAGUUCAGCUUUGUGAGGCACACUCCCGGCGCCAGCGCGGUGAGCGGGAGAGACGAGCUGUCCUGCCGCAUGACCCCAAGAAUGUUCGCAAGCUGCGCAAGAGGUUGCAGGAACUCACCUUGAGCUCCAAGUACCCCGUGUCCUUGCGUGCACGCAAGGAGGUAGCUCUGUGCUUUAGGGAGGCCGACGACCCCGACAGUGUCGAUGCAGCUUGGGAGGACUUGCAGGCUGUGCUCAAGCCCGAGUUCCGAGGGAGCCUCGAAAGCUAUGAGGUGGCCUUGGAUGCAACCGCACUGCUGUGCGAAAAGCGCGGCAGCCGGCAAAGCCUGGGCUUUUCGGAGGAGAUGGUCCGGCAACAAGACUUAGAGUUAGAAGCCCUGGUUGCUGCCUUCCCGGGCAACGUCGAGGCCGCCACCGGAAGCUUUGCACCGGCUCCGCGCUCUCUUGAGGUUUCGCUGAAGGACAGGCAACACAACGUCUGGCUUCGGCUAGAGUUGCCGCAUACGUAUCCUUCAGGAAAUCGACCACCUGAGCCGACGCAGAUUAUGGUGCACGAAACAUUGGACUCACCGUGGCCCCUCGAAGUCCAGGAGCGGCUGCGCAGCCACAUCCAGAACUUCCUCCGUGAUCAUGGCACAGCUUCAGGAGAGUGCCUGCACAUGCUGGUCUGCUGGCUGCAGGAUCACCUCCUCGGCUGUCUCAGCGAGCUGGUGGCACCCGUAGAGCUGUCGCCUGCGGAAGUUGUGCAACCUGACAAGGAUCCUGCCAAUGACGCAUCCGACAGUUCAGUCCCCCCCACGCCGAGCACAACCUCGAGAGAGUUUGAGUUUGCACGGGUCUCGAUCAUUGCACACCACCAUGACGAGAAAAUGGAUGCAACAGGCCUCGCAUCUGACAGGCUUCGGCCAGCCCUGCGAGGAAAGGCUUUCUUCACUCACCUCAAGACGAAGUUCACCCAGGUCACUGGGUUCUUGAGCUUUGGAAAGCCGGCAUUGCUGCUGGCCGAAGGCCCGGAAUCCGACUUACACAGACUCAUUCAAGAGGUAAGGAAGUUUCCAAAGUGGUGGGAUGUGGAAGUCAGGAUGUUUGACCGGCAGAAAGCAGUGGAAACAACCACUUGGCGAGCCUUCGCGGACUUCAAAAAGAUCAAAACGGAGGAGAUCGAUGCCGUGUUGAAAGGUCUUCAAGCAGAGCACUGCAAGCUCUACGAGGAUGCUCUCGUUGGCACGAUCGUGGACCAGAAGAAGCGAGAAAAAGAGCGAACUGCACCCGCCUGUUCAGGAGUCGCCAUGACCUAUGUUUUCGCGUUUCACCUCUCCGAUCAACUAGCCGAACAUCUCAUGUUCAAUGUGGCAGGUUGA